Messenger RNA from Saccostrea echinata, 1911 nucleotides. Its product is annotated as transcriptional adapter 3-B-like. Gene Ontology annotation, cellular component: SAGA complex. Gene Ontology annotation, biological process: regulation of transcription by RNA polymerase II. Gene Ontology annotation, molecular function: transcription coactivator activity. The transcript has 9 exons. The record is from RefSeq and is a predicted model, not a curated record. Bases 20 to 1354 code for a protein of 444 amino acids. Lineage: Eukaryota; Metazoa; Mollusca; Bivalvia; Ostreida; Ostreidae.
CAAAAAGGAAAAGUAAAUAAUGAAGGGAAAGGGGAAAACUGCCAAUGACAAAGACUGUCCUCUGCAGUUCCCUGACCUAGAACCAGUGGACCAUGUUACCCAAUGUCCAAAGUACACCCACAUUCUGUCUCGGUCUGAGGAGGAUGGUAUUGGAGUCGAAGAGCUGGACUCAAUCCAGUCAGACCUCGAGACUCUAUUAGCGGCAGCAGGUCUAAGACUAAAACAGCUGGAAAACGAGAAACAAAUUCUAGUCAACUGGGCAGACAAGAAAGAUAUCAAGGGUUUUAAGGCCGGCAAGUCUGAAGCUCCUGUUUCUGGUAAAAGAGGCAAAGUAAUUGAAGACAAACCGAAUAAGAAAUUUAAAAGCUCUGAGAGUGGUAAAGGAUCUCAUCCUACUCCCCCAGGUCCAGGACGACCCAAGAGUAAAAUUGCUCAGACAAAAGCUCAGGAAUUGGACUUCUCAGCUGAUUCUCCAUUAGAUUUACCUCGGCUACCAAAGAAUGAUGCAGUUAAUCGAUUUUGGGCCUCAGUUGAACCAUAUUGUGCAGAAAUAACAAAUGAGGACAUCAAAGUCCUGGAGGACAUCCUUACUAGUCAUGAUGAGGAGGCAGAUUAUUUCAGAGUUCCUCCCCUUGGGAAGCAUUAUGCAGAGAAAUGGGCAGAGGAGGACCUAUUGGAGGAGCAGAGAGAUGGGUCUAAAAUAAAUGACAAGAGGAGAGGACAGAAUAACAACAACAACAACAGCCUGAGUAACUCCAAUGAUGCAACAACAUUACUGAAAAAAGCAGAACAGAGCAACAUGGAGGAAUCUCCGUUUGGACCCCUGACUCAGAGACUAGUGUCAGCCCUGAUUGAGGAGAACAUCAUGACCCCCAUGGAUGACACAAUGAAUGAAAUCACAGGAGGAAAAGAAUCUCCAGAGGAAGCACCUGCAAUUUCACCCCGAGUUUUGGCAAAGCAGCUAAAUAUUGGUAACCCUGCUCACCUGGAGAAGAGAAUUAGAAAGGAGCUGGAGGAACAAGGAAUACUUGAUUGUGAUGAUAAGGUAGAUGAUAAUCCAGACGAUGAAAUUCUGACAGAACUCCGACAAAAACAGCAGGAGCUGAAGGCGGUUAGUCAGUAUGUGGUGUCAGUCACAAAAACCCUACUGGAUAAAGCUAAGGAGGAGGUCAAAAAACAGGAGCUGAAAAAGAAGCUAGCCACCGCUGAUGCUGAGGUACUGGAAGCAUACAGAAAAGUCCAGGCUACCAGACAGAAGAAGAAAACCCCAACAAAGAAGGAGAGAGAUGCUGCUUGGAAAGCCAUCAAAGAAAGGGAGACAAUCAAACGACAAAUAGAGGGAAAAUUUAAGUGACUCUUACACAUUAUUAAUAUUGUUAACAUUCUAACAAAUCAUAAUAACUUCAAUCGUGAUCGAUAGGGCAGCCAAUGUGUUUUGAAAAUAAGCAUUCAAAAUACUUAAAUCACUCAACAAGAUGCUCUUCAGUUCACUUUUCUCAACAAUGGCAGACACUUGCUUCACUGAGAUAAACAUGCCCUGUUUCAAAUUAACAGAAGGUACAAAUCUAACUGUUGUAAACUGAGUCAACAUCACUUGGAGCUUCACAAGUGUAAUGAUAUGUGUGUAUGCAGUAAAAUUUGUGACAACUACAUGUCUCAUAAAAAUGGUUUUGUUUAAUGUGCAUUGGUAAUGUUAUUAUAUGUAUACAUGUUGUGAAUAUGUGCUUUAGAAAAAUGAUUUUAUCUGCACUUUCAUGUGCCAGAUGUUAUUAUAAAUGGAUAUAUACUAUGUAUAGAUGUACUAUGUAGUCUACAAUUUUUUACUGUAUAUCGUAUUAUUUUGAAUCCAUAUGCAAUGUUAUUAUAAUGUUGUUGGGAAUGGAAAUAAAUUGAAUUUUUGAAAUAUCAUUA